Drosophila grimshawi is the source of this 1596-nucleotide messenger RNA. It is a transcript of the gene RYBP, whose product is annotated as RING1 and YY1-binding protein A. NCBI's taxonomy places the organism in Eukaryota, Metazoa, Arthropoda, Insecta, Diptera, Drosophilidae. The transcript has 2 exons. Gene Ontology annotation, molecular function: transcription coregulator activity; DNA binding. The record is from RefSeq and is a predicted model, not a curated record. Gene Ontology annotation, cellular component: nucleus. Bases 277 to 732 code for a protein of 151 amino acids. Gene Ontology annotation, biological process: positive regulation of DNA-templated transcription.
CGCAUCACAUACGGCAACUCCGCAACAAUUUUCUAUUUGGCCAGAAGACGAGUUUUUCACAAGAAAAAGCAGUUAUCAAUUGCCAAUUCUACAUUAAUGGAGUGAUACAAGUAAAAGUGUGCACAUUUUGUUAGCCAGGACGCUGCAGUGAGUGUUUGCGACUAGCCACAACAACAGUAGCAACAGAAGCAGCAGCAGCAGUGACACCAACAACAACAAUUGCAAAAAUUAAGCCAGCUGCAUUUGACAUCUCGCACUUGGGUCAGCGAUAUUAUUAUGGACAAGAAAUCAUCGCCCGUGCGACGACAAAAGCGCCAAGCGAAAGUAAUCGAGGAGAAUUUCUGGGACUGCAGCGUCUGCACGUACAGGAACUCGGCGGAGGCGUUUAAGUGUCGCAUGUGUGACGUGAGAAAAGGCACAUCGACGCGCAAACCGCGCCUGAACUCGGCGCUAGUCGCUCAGCAGGCGGCCACAUUGCCCGGUGCCAGUGGUGGCAACAUGCCCAACGGAAAGCCAGCAUCCAGUUCACGGCACGGCGGCGGACACGACCGGCAGCGGCACAAACGUUAUCCGGCACGUCUAAAGAACGUGGAUCGCUCGACGGCGCAGACGCGCGAGGUGACCGUGAACUCCGUCACUGUUUUCAUCACAGAAUACAAGGCCAAGCCGGUGAGCAGCCGGCGUGAGUCGAGUGAACAGAGCUUCAGCGAGAGCAACGAUAGCCGGAGUUAGGUCUAAUUUAUAAGCGCGCAAAUUUGUGUUCCAAAUUAUUUUAUUAUUAUAUUUUUUUUUAUCUAUAUACAUAUAUACAUGUAUAUAUAUUCUCUGUCGGCUGCUGGGCCAAAAUUCCUUGUCUACCUACACACACACGCUCACACACACAAACAUAAAUCCAAUGUCGUCUAAGUGUACAACUAAAAAUUGUAAAUUUUAAUAUUAGGCCUAAGUACAAUUGUAAAUCUAUAGCCUGUUCUUAAGUUAGCAAGUAUUAAGCGAUGUUUCACGUUCCAUCAACUGGAAGUAGUCAGCAGCCACAGCAGCAUCAGAUUAAUGUUGAUGAUUUACCCAUGCAUAAGUACUUCCACUUGUAACCUGGCUUUUUAGUGGCCGAUGACUGCAUUUAAAAGACGCUGUGGCUUAGCUCCAAUCUCACAAGGGGGAAACAUUGUAAUUGAAUGUGAAUUCGAGAACCUUGUACAUAUAUAUAAUUUCAAAAAACAAACAAACAUAUAAAAACAAAACUGUCUCGUAUUGUAAUAUUUGAUUCCUAAUUUAUUGAUAUAAACAUAUAUAUACAUUUGUUUAUAUUAUACAUAUAUAUACAUUUUUGUUCUACAAAUCUAUUGUUUAUAAGUGUCAAAUGAAAAUAUAAUUUAAUUUAAUUAAGCAAAGCAAGCGAAAUGUUCAAUGUUCACAUCACGCCCAUUAAAUGGGCAAACAAAGCGAUGGCACUAUUUGUAAACACAUUCAUCCAUAUGUAUGAUAAAUAUGAUUCUCAAUUUCUCUGUAUACCGUCACUGUUGAUCUAUGUAGGUUGCAGCAGAUCCAAUAACCAAGUUCAAGCGUCUCCAUUAAAUGGUUUGUCUUUCACUUAUA